Drosophila suzukii is the source of this 2332-nucleotide messenger RNA. RefSeq names its product CDP-diacylglycerol synthase (gene Cds). Gene Ontology annotation, cellular component: endoplasmic reticulum membrane. Lineage: Eukaryota; Metazoa; Arthropoda; Insecta; Diptera; Drosophilidae. The record is from RefSeq and is a predicted model, not a curated record. Gene Ontology annotation, molecular function: phosphatidate cytidylyltransferase activity.
AUAGAGAAAAGCAUUUUAUUUCGGACGAAGUGGACAUACGGAUCUCUGAGCACGGAUCACGGCGAGCGCGGAAAGCGGAACACGGACGAACUGCUCAAGCGGAAUCAAUAGGAAUCAAUACAUCGGUACAAGUGCUGGUCAACACAGAGCAAUGGCCGAAGUGCGACGCAGAAAGGGCGAGGAGGAGCCCCUGGAGGAGACCGCGAUCUCCGGAACCGGAGGAGCCAUCAAGCGGAAUUCCUCCGCCGCCGAUUCCUCGGACCAUGUGGACUCCGAGGAGGAGAAGAUUCCCGAGGAGAAAUUCGUCGACGAUUUGGCCAAGAAUCUGCCGCAGGGAACCGACAAGACACCCGAGAUACUGGACUCGGCUUUAAAGGACCUGCCAGAUCGAUGGAAGAAUUGGGUCAUCCGUGGCAUUUUCACUUGGAUCAUGAUCUGGGCCUUUGCACUGAUCAUCUAUGGCGGACCGCUGGCCUUGAUGAUCACGACUUUGCUGGUCCAGGUGAAGUGCUUCCAGGAGAUCAUCUCAAUUGGGUACCAGGUGUAUCGGAUUCACGGCUUGCCCUGGUUCCGAAGUCUCUCCUGGUACUUCCUCCUCACCUCCAACUACUUCUUCUACGGGGAGAAUUUGGUUGACUACUUUGGCGUUGUUAUUAAUCGAGUGGAAUACCUCAAGUUCCUCGUGACCUAUCAUCGCUUCCUGUCCUUCGCCUUGUACAUCAUCGGUUUCGUUUGGUUUGUCCUCUCGCUGGUGAAGAAGUACUACAUUAAACAGUUCAGCCUGUUCGCCUGGACUCACGUCUCCCUGUUGAUUGUCGUCACCCAGAGCUACCUCAUCAUCCAGAAUAUAUUCGAAGGCCUUAUUUGGUUCAUCGUACCUGUCUCGAUGAUUGUAUGCAAUGAUGUCAUGGCGUACGUAUUCGGUUUCUUCUUUGGACGCACGCCCCUCAUUAAGCUCAGCCCCAAGAAGACCUGGGAGGGCUUCAUUGGGGGUGGCUUCGCCACCGUUCUCUUUGGCAUUCUGUUCUCCUACGUGCUGUGCAACUACCAGUACUUCAUCUGCCCCAUCCAGUACUCGGAAGAACUGGGUCGCAUGACCAUGUCCUGUGUGCCCAGCUAUCUGUUCACACCGCAGGAAUACAGUCUUAAGUUGUUUGGCAUUGGCAAAACUGUAAGUCUCUACCCUUACAUCUGGCACUCGAUCUCCCUGAGCCUGUUUAGCUCCAUAAUUGGACCCUUCGGCGGCUUCUUCGCCUCCGGAUUUAAGAGAGCUUUCAAAAUUAAGGACUUUGGUGACAUGAUUCCCGGACAUGGCGGCAUCAUGGAUCGUUUCGACUGCCAGUUUCUCAUGGCCACCUUCGUCAACGUUUAUAUAUCUAGCUUCAUCAGAACUCCGUCGCCUGCGAAGUUACUGACCCAGAUUUACAACCUUAAACCUGAUCAACAAUACCAAAUUUAUCAGUCGCUCAAGGACAACCUGGGCGAUAUGCUAACCUAAGCUUAAUCGGUUAUCAGUUAGAUUCGGACAAGAUGUUUGCUUUAGUCGUACGAUCUAUAUACAAUGCCGAAAUUUCUAUAUAUACAUUGAUAUAUGUAUAUUUGUAAGCAAACGGGCAAGCACUUUCGAGCAGCCACAUAAAAUAAGUUAAUUAUGGGCAUAAUUUUUGUUAUGUUUUUAGUCCUUAGUUAGAUUUUGUUGCUACAUUUUAAAUACUUUCCUAAGUUAGUACUUUCAUUUACUUGCAUUAAGUUAUACCGAUUGUGUUGGCAGAACUCUACAUAGUGCAAUCGAAUUUUUAAGCAAUUCCAUUAAUUUUAAUGCCCCAUGCCCAACUGACAGGCGUUACAUCCAACGCAAGGCAAAGCAAACAGAAUAACUAUGAAUUUAAUAUCGACUAUGUGUGUGUGCGUGUUGUUAGUGAAUUUACUUACUAUUACUAUAACUUAGCGAUGAUCAAGAAGGCAGCGCCGGAAUCUGGAGAUUAGCAUAAUUAAAGCGCAUUUUAGUUAAUUAAUUGAGGGACGAGGAGACAGAACUACCAGAAAAGCGUCUGUAAUGCUGUAAUUCUAUAUAGUGCAAUAUGUAGACCGUAAACGAUUGAUUUAACAAAUUCAAUAUUUAUUUUAUACAAUGUAUCAGCAUCAUCCUCAACCCGCGACACUUUCUCAAAAAGUAAAUAGAUGAUAUAUAAUCGGUUACUUAUAAAUCCUGUUAUACGAGUAUCUGUAUGGCAUUUACAAAAGAAAUGCAAGACGACGACGUAUUAAUGAACUAAGUGUACAAAGAUUUCAACUUAAAAUCUUACAGUCUCUAUGUUAAAUAUAUAUAAAA